ACAUUUCUCCUCAUCAGUUUAAGGUUUUAUUAACCCAUGAAAAAAAAAUUACAAUUCUUGAAACCAUUCAAUAAUGGCGUUCAAGAAAACACUACCAGAGCGCAUUUUCAGUGCAUAUAAAUUCACUGCUCCAUCCUCAACAACCUGUCGUAUUGCUUCCUCAUCCAUGUUGGCAAAAUGCCAGCUUUAUCCUAAUCCUGACAAAAAUAUAACACAUGAUGCCGGAGACGGUGGUUUAUUCCGGCGAUUCCUCCACCAGUCACUGGCGUCCCCGCCGGAGCUCCGAUCACUACCCACCGGAGAAAAGCUUCGUGAAAAGCUACGUGGGAUGGACAUUUCAAGAGAUAGAAUCAGACUUAACGGACUCGUGCCGCCGACACAACGUUGGCCGGAGUUGGAGCAAUUAGGAGUGACGGAUGCAAGAAAGCUGUUAAGGUUAUCACAGCUUGAGAUGGUGAAAGUGAGGUUAAGGAAAAUUAGUAAGAACUGGAUUUUGUGCUCGGAAUUUCAUCAAAUCUGUAACGAAACCUGUUCCAACGUUGAUCAAGGCCUAGAGUUUGCAAAGAUGCUGGACGGGUCGGGAGAUGUGAUUGUUUUGGGGAACGUAGUUUUUCUUCGGCCUGACCAGGUGGUAAAAGCAAUGCAAGAACUAAUGCCAAUGCCCAAAGCCAACCCAAAUCAUGAAAUAGGAACAAACAAGGAGCUUCAACAAAUGGAGGAGCAAAAAGCAGCUAUUGACAAGAAAGCAGAAUCAUUGGUACGUAGAGAAAUGUGGUGUGGACUUAGUUGCUUCAUACUUCAGACAGCAGCUUUCAUGCGGUUCACUUUUUGGGACUUAACGUGGGAUGUCAUGGAACCCAUUUGUUUCUACGUAACAUCCAUAUAUUGCAUGGCUGGUUUUGCUUUCUUCCUUAAAACGUCCAAAGAACCUUCUUUUGAAGGUUUCUUUAAGGCACGUUUUAGUACGAAGCAGAAACAACUCAUGAAACUUCAUAAGUUCGAUCACCAAAGGUAUAAUGAGCUACGGAGAGCCUACUAUCCUCAUUCAGCAUCAAUCUAAUUAAUGGUGAUCUCAGCAGGUACCUGAAUUUCUCCUGACGUAGCAAAGCUUCUGCAGGAACAACAUGAGAUUAACCCAAACCUCUUCUAUGGUAGAAAUUAAGGAAAUAUAUAAAAAAGAUUACGUUACA
This is a messenger RNA of Nicotiana attenuata, 1190 nucleotides long. RefSeq names its product calcium uniporter protein 2, mitochondrial-like. Bases 74 to 1060 code for a protein of 328 amino acids. The record is from RefSeq and is a predicted model, not a curated record. Lineage: Eukaryota; Viridiplantae; Streptophyta; Magnoliopsida; Solanales; Solanaceae. Gene Ontology annotation, biological process: calcium import into the mitochondrion; mitochondrial calcium ion homeostasis. The transcript has 3 exons. Gene Ontology annotation, molecular function: calcium channel activity; uniporter activity. Gene Ontology annotation, cellular component: uniplex complex; mitochondrial inner membrane.